AUGACCACCCGUGUUGAUGGCCAUUCCUGGGCUCUUUCUGCUAUCGAUGAGUUUAAAGUUCAGAAGAUUGUAACACCGCUAAAUAAAGAUACUAUUCCAGUCACUGAUUCACCUGUUGUUGUGCAGCAACACAUGCUGCCACCUAAGAAGUUUGUUCUGCUUUCAGCUCAGGGGAGUUUUAUGUUUCAUAAACUCAGACCUGUUGAUCAGUUGCGGCAUCUGCUUGUUAGCAAUAUAGGUGGAGAUGGAGAAGAGAUUGAAAGAUUUUUCAAGUUGCAUCAGGAGGACCAGGCCUGUGCCACUUGCCUUAUCUUGGCGUGCUCUAACGCUGCGUGUGAUAGAGAAGUAUCUGCCUGGGCUACUCGAGCAUUCUUCAGGUAUGGUGGAGAAGCACAAAUGAGAUUUCCGUCAGCUCUGCCUCCUCCAGGCAAUAUUGGACCUAUUUUGGGUUCUCCUCUUUCUAGUGUGACAGGUCCAGGUGGAAGAUGGCACCGUUCUGCUGCUGCUACUUACUCCAUUUGCCCAAAGGUGACCCCCUUGACUACUGAUACUCCGUAUACUAAUUUUAGCUUUGUGACAACACCUGGGCAAGGUUUACAACCUGUUUGUGCAUCAACUCCCGUAUUUUCUUCUGGGAAUUCCGUGUCUCACCCUGGCGCAUCCAUUAGUGGCAUGAUGGGUCCUGAGAUAGUAUUUUCUGGAAGACACAAUGGCAUCUGCAUAUACUUUGCUCGGAUUAUAGGAAAUAUUUGGGAUGGCAGUAUAGUUGUGGAGAGAGUUUUCAAAAGUGGCAAUCGAGAAGUUGUUGCAGUAGAAAGCAGUGUCCCAUCGCAUGUGUUGGAAUGUGUGCUACAAGAAAUGAAAGGUUUACAAGAAUUUCUGGAUAGAAAUUCACAGUUUGCUACAGUAGGAGCCCUUGGAAACCCAAGUUUUAGCACACCAGCCAAUCUGCAACAGCGGCUGGUGGGUUUCAUGCGACCAGAUGGUGGAAGCUCUCAGCAAGUCCAGCAAGAACUCCAGAGAAAGUAUCACGCUGAGGCACAGCUAACUGAGAAGACCUCCCUUCAAGGCAUCCAGCAACUUGUUCGCAAAACCUGCCAGGCAUUGGCUUUAUGGAAGUUGCUGUGUGAGCAUCAAUUCAGUGUUGUUGUGGGAGAGCUUCAGAAGGAACUUCAAGAACAUCUAAAGAUCACUGCCUUCAAAGACUUGGUAAUUAGAGACAGAGAGUUGACUGGAGCACUCAUUGCUUCUCUCGUAAACUGUUACAUCAGAGAUAACGCUGCUGUGGAUGGCAUCAUUGCCCAUCUGCAAGACAUCUGUCCUCUUCUUUAUAGCACUGACGAUGCUGUGUGUUCCAAGGCAAAUGAACUCCUUCAGCGGUCUCGACAGGCUCAGAGCAAGCUGGAAAAAGAGAAGAUGCUAAGAGAGUCACUGAAAGAGUACCAGAAGAUCAGCAAUCAAGUAGACCUUGCUAAUGUUUGUGCACAAUACAGACAAGUGCGUUUCUAUGAGGGAGUGGUAGAACUCUCUCUUACAGCUGCCGAGAAGAAAGAUCCCCAAGGUCUUGGCCUUCAUUUCUAUAAAAAUGGAGAACCAGAAGAGGAUGUUGUUGGACUUCAAGCUUUUCAAGAGAGAUUGAACAGCUACAAGUGUAUCACUGACACCCUUCAAGAGUUAGUGAAUCAGAGUAAAGCUGCUCCUCAGUCUCCCAGUGUACCUAAAAAGCCAGGUCCUCCAGUGCUGUCAUCUGACCCCAACAUGCUAAGCAAUGAAGAAGCAGGGCACCAUUUUGAACAAAUGCUAAAGCUGGCUCAGCGUUCAACAGAUGAACUCUUCAGUAUUGCACUUUACAACUGGUUGAUACAGGCUGACUUGGCAGACAAACUGUUGCAGAUUACUGCCCCCUUUUUGGAACCCUACCUUGUGCGGAUGACCAAGAUUGACCAAAACAAAGUCCGUUAUAUGGAUUUACUGUGGAGAUACUUUGAAAAGAACAGAAAUUUUAGUAAUGCAGGCAGAGUCUUGGCUAAGCUGGCUGACCUACAUAGCACAGAAAUUUCUCUUCAGCAGCGUCUUGAAUACAUUGCACGUGCCAUUUUGAGUGCCAAAAGUUCCACUGCCAUAUCCUCUAUAGCUGCAGAUGGUGAAUUCCUACAUGAACUAGAAGAGAAAAUGGAAGUCGCAAGGAUCCAGCUUCAAAUACAAGAAGCUUUACAGCGGCAGUAUUCCCAUCAUUCUUCAGUGCAAGACGCAAUCUCCCGGCUUGAUGCUGAACUAAUGGAUAUAACUAAGCUGUAUGGAGAAUUUGCCGACCCUUUUAAGCUCUCGGAGUGUAAGCUUGCAAUUAUACAUUGUGCGGGUCAUUCUGAUACUAUCUUGGUGCAAACUCUCUGGCAAGAAAUCAUUGAGAAAGAAUUGAGCGAUAGUGUGUCUCUGAGCCCCGCUGACAGAAUGCAAGCACUUAGUCUGAAGAUGGUACUGCUUGGAAAGAUAUAUGUUGGCACCCCUCGUUACUUUCCUUUAGAUUUUUUAGUGCAGUUUCUGGAGCAACAGGUCUGCACUUUGAACUGGGAUGUAGGUUUUGUAACAUACACCAUGCGGGAAAUUGGAGUGCCACUGCCACGGCUGCUUGAAGUGUAUGACCAGUUGUUUAAAGCACGGGACCCAUAUUGGAAUAGAAUGAAAAAACCUUUACACCUUUUGGAGAGUAUUCAUGUAUUAUUAUCAGGAUAUGUACAAGAACCAAGCAGAGUUCUUCUGAGGCGACGAUUCACGAAUUUUUGCCUGGAUGCUGUUAGUUGCUACCUGGUUGAACUUCAGUCUAUGAGUCCCACGCUAACGGUGCAGACUACUAUUGGGAAUUUUAAAUCACUACAGGCUAAAUUAGAACGACUUCACUGAUUGACUAAUACAAUAGCAGAAUCAUUAGCUCAUGUAAAAUGAACUGUGAAAUAAAAGUCAGAUGUCUGCACUGAAUCUCUGGAAGAACAAAUCCUCAGAAAGGAAUUCUGAGAAUGUUGUGGCUCCUGCUGCAGUUACCGAUUUUGUGGCCUGUAUUUGUGCUAUUCUAAAGGUAUCUACGAAUUGUAGAAUGUAAAUGUGACAAAUGAUGUUCCGUUUACUACUACCA
This is a messenger RNA of Tauraco erythrolophus (red-crested turaco), 3130 nucleotides long. The record is from RefSeq and is a predicted model, not a curated record. Lineage: Eukaryota; Metazoa; Chordata; Aves; Musophagiformes; Musophagidae.